Molecule: messenger RNA, 576 nt
Organism: Peniophora sp. CBMAI 1063
Lineage: Eukaryota; Fungi; Basidiomycota; Agaricomycetes; Russulales; Peniophoraceae
Source: the annotation of a GenBank genome assembly
AUGGCGCAUAUGUUCCUCCCCACGUCUGACAGAGCGAUAUCGCACGGAUAUCUCGACGAUCUCGACGACGGACCAGACGACCACCUAUUGAUCGCAUCGCAUAUCGCUCACACCGCACGCAAGAUAUUCAACAGUUAUGGCGAUCUCAAGCGCUUGCGCGAGUCUUCGCGGGUGCGGACACGCUGCACGCCUCGCUGGGCAACUUAUCGACACUUUCGUCUGGGCAUUGAGGCUUGCUGGGGUGUCGCUGCAGAGGCAUUGGCCCUGAUCUUGUACUACCUGGCCGUGGAGGAGAAGAUGAGCGGCGACGACAUAGACAGAUACCGUGAUGUGGCGGAAUAUACGUGGUACCGAAACGCGGAGGAGGAGGACAUCGACACUUGGCAUAGAGGCGACGAGUCCUACGAGGGCAACCCGGCGACCGCUCCUGUCGUGUUUCGGGUACUCAGGCUGGCGUACGAGAUCGGAGACCGUCGCGCUUCGGUCGGAGAGCCUGCGGGUUCCAUCGCUCGGUCCCUCGCAAUGUAUCGCGAGGAGAUGCGACGUGCAAACGCGCCGCCCCUGUACAUGGACUGA